Molecule: messenger RNA, 1432 nt
Organism: Patiria miniata (bat star)
Lineage: Eukaryota; Metazoa; Echinodermata; Asteroidea; Valvatida; Asterinidae
Product: zinc finger protein 235-like
Exons: 1
Coding region: 1-1200 (399 amino acids)
Cellular component (GO): nucleus
Source: RefSeq, a predicted model, not a curated record
AUGGUCCACACAAAUGAGAAACCAUAUGUUUGUGACAUUUGUGGCAGAGCCUUCUCUCUAAGUAGUACCCUAAAAAGCCAUCAGAGGAUUCACACCAACGAGAAACCAUUUAUGUGUAACAUUUGUGGCAGGAGCUUCUCGGUGAGUGGUACUCUAAGAAAACACCAGAGGGUCCAUACUAAUGAGAAACCAUUUGUUUGUGACAUUUGUGGCAGAGCCUUCUCUCAAAAUUGUAACCUACGAAGGCAUCAGAGGAUCUACACCAACGAGAAACCAUUUAUGUGUGACCUACAAAGCCAUCAGAGCGUCCACACUAAAGAGAAACCAUUUGUUUGUGGCAUUUGUGGAAUGAGCUUCUCACUUAGUCAGCACCUUCAGGCACACAAAAAGGUCCACCCCAAAGAGAAACCAUAUGUUUGUUACAUUUGUGGAGAAGGCUUCUCUCUAAGUUGUAGCCUACAAAGCCAUCAGAGGACCCACAUCAACGAAAAACCAUUUGUGUGUGACAUUUGUGACAAGAGCUUCUCGAUGAAUAGUACCCUUAAAAGACACAAGAUGGUCCACACAAAUGAGAAACCAUAUGUUUGUGACAUUUGUGGCAGAGCCUUCUCUCUAAGUUGUCACCUAAAAAGCCAUCAGAGGAUCCACACCAACGAGAAACCAUUUAUGUGUAACAUUUGUGGCAGGAGCUUCUCGAUGAGUGGUACUCUAAGAAAACACCAGAGGGUCCAUACUAAUGAGAAACCAUUUGUUUGUGACAUUUGUGGCAGAGCCUUCUCUCAAAGUUGUAACCUACGAAGGCAUCAGAGGAUCCACACCAACGAGAAAUCAUUUAUGUGUGACAUUUGUGGCAGGAGCUUUUCGAUGAGUGGUACUCUAAGAAGACACCAGAGGGUCCAUACUAAUGAGAAACCAUUUGUUUGUGACAUUUGUGGCAGAGCCUUUUCUCUAAAUUUUAACCUACAAUGCCAUCAGAGGAUCCACACCAACGAGAAACCAUGUAUGUGUGACAUUUGUGGCAGGAGCUUCUCGCUGAGUGGUACUCUAAGAAAACACCGAAGGGUCCAUACUUAUGAGAAACCAUUUGUUUGUGACAUUUGUGGCAGAGGCUUCUCACAGAGUGGUAAUCUACAAAGUCAUAAGAGGGUCCACACCAACGAAAGACCAUUUAUGUGUGACGUGGUAGAAACUUGUUGCUGAGUAGUACUCUUAAGAAAACGCCGGAUGGUCCAGACUAAUGAGAAAACCAUUUGUUUUAGACAUUGUGGUAGAGGCUUCCCUCUACGUACUAACCUACAAGGACAUCAGAGGGCUCAUACUAAUGAGAAGCCAUUUCCUUGUGAUAUUUGUGGCAGAAGCGUCUCGCCGUGUUGUGCUCUACGAAAACAUCGGAGGAUCCACACUUAUGAGAAACCAUUUGUCUACGACAUUU